AUGCCUGUUCGGAAACAAGACGCUUAUCGAGCAUUAGAAUUGCUCGAAGAAUAUUAUAAUCGUCUUGAUUCACCAGAAGAUAAACCAUUAAAAAAUGCCAUAGACAGAGUUAUUAAAGUUUUUAAAAGUCGACUUUUUCAAGCAUUAAUUGAUAUUCAAGAAUUUUAUGAAUCAAUAUUACUCGAUGAACAACGUGAUCGUUUAGCUAAAAUGGAUGCAACCCUUCAUUUAGCUGAAGAAUGGGAAAAACAACCAAUGCUUAAACGAAAUAUACGAAAUGGUACACCUACAAUCGAAUCACCAGCAAUAGCUCCAAUUGUAACAAACAAUCCAACAGCCCGACCACCAUCAAAUAUUAAAGAAAAUAGUAAACGACAAGCAACACCAACACCAUUUUCUCAAAUAGCUGAUGUACAAGAUGGAGGAGGAGGAGGAGGAGCUGUUCAAAAUAAUCGACCAAAUAUUCCAGCAAUAAAUUCACCUAUUGAUAUAACACAAUUUAAUUAUGAUGAUCAUUGGCAAGAAAUCGAAGUUGAUCUUGAUCGGGGACCUGGUGUCGGUCUUGGAUUUUCGAUUGCUGGUGGAAUUGAUACGCCUUGUAUUAGUGAUUCGCCAGCUGUUGUUAUUACACGUAUAACUGAAGGUGGUCUUGCCGAUCGUGAUCAACGAUUAAAACUUCAUGAUAUUAUUUUACGUGUUAAUGAAAUGGAUUUUACUCAAAUUGAACAUCAAGCUGCAGUUGAUGGACUUAAAGCAGCUGGUAAUCAUGUUAGUCUAUCAAUUCGUCGUUUAUCACCACCUGUUAUGGAAGAAAUUCAAUUAAAUCGACCACCAAAUGCACAUCUAGGCUUUUCAAUUGCUGGUGGAAUAAGCCAUGAACAUGUUAAAGGAGAUUAUGGAAUAUUUAUUACAAAUAUAAUUCCAGGUGGAAUUGCUGAUAAAAAUGGACGAUUAAAAGUUGGUGAUCGUCUUAUGCAUGUACAAUCAUUGAAAAAUGGUUAUGAUCUUCAAUUUGUUGAACAUAAACAUGCCGUUGAAUCUAUUCGACGUGCAUGUGAUGAAGGUCUAACAAUAACUUUGUUAGUUGGCCAUCCAACUGAUUAUUCAGGCUUAGCUGAUACAACAAUCCAACCAAUAAAUGGGCAUCGUUCACCUAUACAAAAUGAUGAUCAAGGAGAUUUACCAUUAGAACGUCGAGUUUUACUUCGUCGUAGUCCAAAUGGUUUUGGUUUUAAUAUUGUUGGUGGAGAUGGUGAUGAAGGCAUUUAUAUCUCAUUUAUUCAAACAGGUGGUGUAGCUGACAAAUCAGGCGAAUUACGUAAAGGAGAUCGUAUAUUAUCAGUCAAUAACAUUGAUUUUCGUGGUGUUACUCAUGAAGAUGCAGCAACAGUGCUAAAAAAUUGUGGAGAUACAGCUGAAUUACAUGUUAUUUAUAAAUAUGAUGAUUUUAUUCGUUUUGAAAAUCGUAUCGAUGAACGUCGAAGUAAAAUGACAGGUGAAAUUGCUGGUAGUACAGGAAGUUUAAAAACUUCAACAAAACGACAAUUUUUUGUUCGAGCUGAAUUUGAUUAUGAUCCAUCAAAAGAUCCCAGUAUACCAGGUGAUCGUGGUUUAUCAUUUCAUGCAGGUGAUAUCCUUUAUGUAACAAAUGCAGCUGAUGAUUCUUGGUGGCAAGCUAAACGUGUAACAGAUGGACAAGAAGAAGAAGAAUUAGGAAUAAUUCCUUCGAAAUCCCGUGUCGAAAAAAAAGAACGUGCUAGACAAAAACGUGUAAAUUUUAAUCAAGGAAGUAAUAGUCGAAGUAAUACACUUGAUAGAGACAAAAAGAAAAAGAAGAAAUUUGGUUUAUUUGGAAAAAGUGGCGAUAGGAAAGAUGCACAAUCAGGCGAUGAAUCAGAUAAUGAACAAGACAAUCUUGAACCUGUACCAUCAUAUGAAUUAGUUUCUCAACAUGAAGUUACUCAUACAAGACCAAUUAUUAUCUUUGGUCCAUUUAAAGAACUUCUUAAUGAUCAACUUCUCAAUGAUCGACCUGAAAAAUUUGCUAAUUGUGUACCACAUACAAGUCGUUCAAAACGUGAGAAAGAAGUUGAUGGACGUGAAUAUUACUUUGUUCCAACACGUGAACAAAUGGAAAAAGAUAUACAAAAUUAUCUAUUUAUUGAAGCAGGCGAAUAUGGAGGGAAUCUUUAUGGUACAAGUGUUAAUGCUGUUCGUGAAGUUGCUAAUUCUGGAAAACAUUGUAUUUUGGAUGUCAGUGGUCAUGCAAUUCGACGUUUAACAACUGCUGGUCUUUAUCCAAUUGCUUUGUUUGUUAAACCACGUGAUGUUAAAUGGAUUUUAGAUAAUAUGGGAGAUGAAGCAAAUGAAGAACGUGCUCAACAAAUCUAUGAAAAAUCAAUUAAAAUUGAACAACAAUUUGGAGAUGUUUUAACAAGUGUUAUUGAAGAUGAAACAUUAGGCGAUGUUUAUGAUCGUAUUUGCGAAGUUAUUGAUCGUGAACAAUCACUUGAUCAUGUAUGGGUACCAACCAAAGAAAAACUUUAA
This is a messenger RNA of Adineta steineri, 2547 nucleotides long. The record is from the annotation of a GenBank genome assembly. NCBI's taxonomy places the organism in Eukaryota, Metazoa, Rotifera, Eurotatoria, Adinetida, Adinetidae.